UGAGAGGACAUACAAACUGCUCUCUCCACAUGGCUCAACAACAAACAAAUCUUUCACAAAAAACGGAUUGUUUGUUGAGAACCCGUAAUAACCAAAUAAGUCUGCUUCUAGAAACUAACAUCUAAUCAUGGGUGAGGGCGCGGACGUGUACAUCCGCGAUGACGAGCACGCAUGGGUUCCGGCUCGUGUGGUUGAAUCGGACGGCACAACUGCCAAAGUAGCUGUUCCUCAAUAUGCUUGUGAGGAAGAGAUCACCAGUGACGGCGGCAAAGCUGCCACUGGUUUCAAAACUGCGGAAGUGAAACUCAAAGAUUAUCAUUCUGGUGUCCUUCCUUUGCAAAACGUCAAUGAAAGUGGAACCUUGAUUGAGGUCAACGACAUGGUUGAUCUUCCUUACUUGCACGAGGUAUGUAAUGUCUUCAACCCAUGUGUAUACAUUUCUCGUUCUGAAGUGAAUAUGUAUAAUAUGUGGUUUGUAAUGGCAUCUGAUCACCAUUGACCUUCUUUCUUCUUCAUAAAUUCUACUUUCGUGCAACUCUUCCAUGAUUAUUCUUCCGCACACGCAAACCUCAGGCUGCCAUUUUGUACAACUUGAAGUCAAGACACGUGAGAGCUUUGCCCUACGCUCGUGUUGCAGACAUUGUUAUUGCGGUGAAUCCGUACCAGUGGCUUACGCAUCUCUAUGAAGACGAAGUUCGUAUGCAUUACGCCCAGAGGAUCGUAUGGGACGACAACGAAAAUGAUCCCAGAAUUGGACUUGACCCUCACAUCUAUGAAAUUUCUUCAUUGUGUUACAAGGGACUUGCGCUGGAGAAGCAAAACCAAUCCAUCUUGGUGUCUGGAGAAUCCGGUGCUGGAAAGACUGAGACUGUCAAGAUUUGCAUGAACCACAUUGCUACCGUCCAGCAGGAUCCAAACGAGGAGAAAAUGGAAGGAAUGUCUCCUGUGGUUCAACGUAUUCUAGAUUCUAACCCACUUCUGGAAGCCUUCGGUAACGCCAAGACUCGUCGUAAUGAUAACUCUUCCAGAUUUGGAAAAUACAUUAUGCUUCAGUUUGAGCAUUUGGCACCGGAAGGCGGCGCGAAACCUCGUUCGGCACUUGCAGGUUCCGCUUGUGAAGUGUACCUCCUGGAAAAGUCUCGUAUUGUGACGCACGACUCGGUCGAGCGUACCUAUCACAUUUUCUAUCAGUUACUUAGUUCAUCUGAUGAGAUCAAGAGUGAAAUCUGGGAAGGACUAACAGGAAAGGUCAACGAGGACUUUAAGUGUGUGGGAACAUCUCCGAUUAAAGGAAUCGACGGCAAAUCAGAUGCCGAUAACUUCACAGAUACGAAAUCUGCUUUGGAGCUUGUGGGUAUCAAGGGUGAGCCCUACAUUGAACUUUUCCGUGCGAUUUCUGCGGUGAUGCAAUUGGCCGAGCUGGUGUUCGCGCCUGAUCCUAGCGACGACGAAAAAAGUGUGAUCACAUCGAAAAAAGAAUUCGAUGAUCUACAGAAACUUCUAGGUGUUGAACCGACUACGCUAGAAUUGGCUUUCACGGAGAAAACUAUUAAAACUCGUGGAGAAGAAUACAAGGUCCCCCUCAAGGCUGAUAUUGCAACUGAAUCUGCUGGUGCGUUCGCCAAAGAGAUUUACGCCAAGACCUUCUUGUGGUUGGUUCGCGCUCUCAAUGAUGCGACUUGUGCCGAGAAUAACUGGCCUGCGGGUGAUACCGUUGAGUAUGGCUUGAUUGGUCUUUUGGAUAUUUUUGGAUUUGAAUCUUUCCCCGUCAAUGGAUUCGAACAGCUCUGUAUCAACUAUUGUAACGAGAAGCUCCAACAGAAAUUUACUCAGGAUAUUUUCCGAACCGUUGUCGAGGAAUACAAACAAGAAGGUCUGGAUCUCGAAGAGAUCAAGUACGACGACAACUCUGAUGUGUUGGCGCUAAUUGAAGGGAAGGGUGGAUUUAUCAGAGCACUGAAUGAAGAAUGCGUCCGUCCAAGUGGUAACGACCCGACGUUUGUCAGCAAGGCCUUGAAGGCGAACAAAACUGUUGCGUGUCUUAUUCAAAAGCGAACCUUUUCACCACUUGAGUUCGGUGUUCACCACUUUGCUGGAUCCGUCAUUUACUGUGCUGAAGGCUUUGUUGGUCGCAACACCGACACCCUUCCUGUGGAUCUUGCGGCGUGUGCCAAGAUGUGUAAAAACGAGAUCAUUUCGAAGCACAUGGACAACAACUCAGCUUCGAACCAGAAGAAGAAGGAGGAUCCCGACAAGGCACCCCCUAAACGUGCGAAAAGUAGUAUGACCGGAGAUACGGUGAUGACUCAGUUCAAGACCCAACUGACCAGUUUGAUGAAGGGCCUAGCGUCGACAUCAUCCCGUUACAUCCGUUGUGUCAAGCCGAAUACGAGAAAAGCGAAAUGUGUUAUGAUGCACAACACCACUUUGGAUCAGCUGCGUUCUGCUGGUGUGGUUGCAGCCGUCACGAUUUCGCGUUCUGCGUUUCCGUCAAAGCUCGAUUUUCCUGACGUACUGUAUCGCUAUGGCAUUCUGAAUCCCGAGAAGGACAAGGCGUAUCCAGACGACAAAGCAGAAAUCGACGAAAUGCUAACCACGGUGCUGAAAAGGUUUGAAAAGACUAGGAAGGACGGAUCAAUUUCCAAGGCAUUUGCUGUCGGAAAAACAAAAUGUUACUUCAAGGGUGGUUGUUUGGAAUUUCUAGAAUCAGAGAAAGCCAAGAUUUGGUUCAAAUGGGCCGUAAAAAUCCAGAAAGUGAUUAGGGGACGUCUCACCAGAGAUAGACUCGAGAGAGAACGAAUUGCUAGAGAAGAAGCGAGAUUGGCCGCUGAAAAGGCUGAGCGAGAACGAAUUGAAGCGGAAGAAAGGGCGAAAAGAGAAGCCGAGGAAAAAGCAAGAAAGGAAGAGGAGGAACGUCUUGCGGCAAUCGAGUGGGAGAAGAACAGAGAAGCGAGGGAGGAAGCUGAGCGUCUGGAAAAGAUUCGAUUGGCAGAAGAAGCCGAAAAGGAAAAGGCUCGAUUGGCAGAGGAAGCGCGUCUGGAAAAGAUACGAUUGGAAAAGGAAAAGGCACGAUUGGAAGAGGAAGCGCGCCUGGAAAAGAUACGAUUGGAAGAGGAAGCAAAGGCAAGGGCCGAAGCAGAACGCAUUGCGAAGCUCAAGGCGGAAGCAGAAGAGAAAAAAAGGAUCGCGGAAGAGAAAGCAAGGAUCGAAGCAGAACGCAUUGCCGCAGCGAAGAGGGCCGAGGAGGAACGCAUUGCCGCAGAGUUGAGGAGGAAGGAAGAAGAGCGCAUGAGAGCACAGAGGGAACUCGAGAAUAAAAGCGCAAUUACGAUUCAGUGCAUGUUCUAUCAAUAUACUGCCCGUCAAAGAUUCAGAGAUCGAAAGAAGGAGAAGAAAUUGCAGAAGCGCAUGGGCAAAAAGUGGAAAAAAGCUGCCACCAAGAUCCAAGCCAUCGCUCGUGGAUUUCUUCAACGACCCAAAUACAGACAAGCUCUGCUCGAUAAGGCUGAGGAGGACAAUCUGAAGAACCAGCUCGGCAACAUGGAGGCAAAACUCGAGGAAGCCGAACAAGCGCGCAAGCAAGAGCUCGAAGAUGUAAAAUUCAAAUUCGAACAGGAAAUGGAAGAUAUGAAGGAGAAACUGAAAGAGCAGCUCGAAGAAGAAAUGGCGAAUGCAGGAAAUUCAGCCCAGCACCAAACACUUAUCGACGAGUCUGGCAAGAUUAUUGAAUACUUGAGAAAAGAAAAUGCCAAGUUGCGAAAGCAGUCUGACAGCACCAAGAGGGAGUACAAAACUCUGAAAGAGCAGAACACUCGUCUGAAGGAGGCCAAUGAUUCUGCCAGCAAAUCUUUCAACGAACUCAAUAAUCAUGCAAAGGGCUUGAACGCAACCAACGCCCGGCUCAUCAAGAACGUCGAUGCUUUCAAGAAGCAGCUUGUGAAGAUGAAGGAGGAUUUGAAGAAUCGCCAGGCCUUCUACCUUGCCGAAGCACACGCCCGUGUUGCGUACCAAAAAACCCUUGCCCGCAUCGUGUCUCAGGUGCAGAACCAAUCCAGGGACGCCCAGCUCGUCGAGGACGUGGUCAUCUGGGCCCUCGAAUGCGAGGCCGAAGCGAAGGCGGAACGUGCCGCCCUCGAGAACGCCGGACAAAAGGCACCCCCGGGUGUGAUCAACGCCGCUCCGAAAAGAGCCGCGAGGCCCAUGGACUCGGACUCCGACGACUCGGAUUCCGACUCGGACUAGAGGUGGUCCAAAACAUCAGUACUAUCAUUAUUUUAUAUUAUAACUUUCGAUUUAUGUGUUUGGUUGCGACUGCAAUAGAAGUACGUUUCCUGC
Messenger RNA from Pseudo-nitzschia multistriata, 4335 nucleotides. The record is from the annotation of a GenBank genome assembly. NCBI's taxonomy places the organism in Eukaryota, Bacillariophyta, Bacillariophyceae, Bacillariales, Bacillariaceae.